ACAUAGCUUCUACGCCACCUACUGCAAGACUGUGCUGACAAGCUCAUGCAUUGCUUAGAGCACUCCCAGCCUAUCAUUGUUCCAGAGCUGAAUAAAAGCGCUUUUAGAAGAAAUCUCUAUACAAAACAAAGAAGAGCAAGGCAAGAAAGCAAUCUCAAGAAUGGAGCACAAAACAAACAGGCGUGAAAUGGAAUACGACAAAAAAAGCAAGGACUCAGAAGGCACCGAUCAAGGCAAGAAUUGUAAAAUGUCUCCGAUUACUCUCAAUGUCGGUGGAUAUCUGUAUGUUACUCAAAAGCAAACACUAACCAAGUAUCCAGACUCUCUUCUGGAAAGAGUUGUAAAUGGGAAAAUUCUAUGUCCUUUUGAUGCAGAUGGCCAUUAUUUUAUAGACAGGGAUGGGCUGCUAUUUAGGCAUAUUCUGAACUUCCUACGGAAUGGAGAACUGCUUCUACCCGAGGGAUUUCAAGAAAACCAACUUCUGGCACAAGAGGCAGAAUUCUUUCAGCUUAAAGUGCUGGCUAAUGCAGUGAAAUCAAGGUGGGAGAAGGAGCAGAUUGCAUCCAGAGAGACUACCUUUCUGGAAAUAACAGACAGCCACGACCGUUCACAGGGCCUUCGGAUUUUUUGCAAUGCUCCUGAUUUUAUAUCUAAAAUAAAAUCCCGCAUUGUUUUGGUUUCCAAGAGCAGGCUGGAUGGCUUUCCAGAAGAGUUUUCUAUCUCUUCCAACAUUAUUCAGUUUAAAUACUUCAUAAAGUCAGAAAAUGGAACUAGACUUGUUUUGAAGGAAGAUAAUACUUUCGUUUGCACCCUGGAAACUCUUAAAUUUGAAGCGAUAAUGAUGGCAUUAAAAUGUGGAUUUAGGUUGCUGACCAGUCUGGAUUGCUCCAAAGGGUCAAUUGUUCACAGCGAUGCACUUCAUUUUGUCAAGUAAUUACUUCUUCAAUCAACAGACAAAAGGCCAGAAGCAUGCAGCCUGUAAAUCUCAUUACAUUUCAAGAAAUCACAAAAUGAUUUAUCCACUACUGUAUACCACAGAGCACUGCUUCUAAUGAAUAAAUGUGAGCUAAUGGUAUGUAAGCUGUAACAUCCAUUUAUGAGUUCUUUGUGCCUAAAUUUAAUAAUAAAAAUAUAUUUACUAAACAUGAUAAAAAUCAGAAUGAAUAUUGAA
Molecule: messenger RNA, 1171 nt
Organism: Hemicordylus capensis (graceful crag lizard)
Lineage: Eukaryota; Metazoa; Chordata; Lepidosauria; Squamata; Cordylidae
Gene: KCTD4
Product: potassium channel tetramerization domain containing 4
Exons: 1
Coding region: 161-934 (257 amino acids)
Biological process (GO): protein homooligomerization
Molecular function (GO): protein binding
Source: RefSeq, a predicted model, not a curated record